UUUUAUCUCCUUAACUUUCAUUCCAUUGCUUAACACAAUUAUAUAAUCAAUUUUAUUUCUUAUUUGUAUGCACUUUUUACGUUUAUUUUACCUCCAGGUGUGUUGAAAUAUCUCCCUACAACAGCCAAUUGAUAGAGGACAGGACUAACUAUGAAUUCAAGAUCAGCAGCCAGAGGAUUUCUAGCUUUCCUUCUAUCAUUACCAGCACUAAAGGGUGAACCCGGCUGGGCAGUUACUUACACAUCUAUGGAUGUCUGCGCUUUGAGAAAAUCAACGGUUGACAUCAACUGCACCUUUCAAUUCCCGAACCUCCCGAACAACGUCCCCCCCGUGAAUUACACAACACUGUGGUACACUAAAGGCAAGACAGAUGAGCCAGCUAAUCUGAAAGAUGAUUUAGCCUAUAGAGGUCGUAUUGAAUACAUCUGUGAAGGGUUAAGUUGUGCCUCGUCCAGCUGUAAUGGAAUGUGUACCCUGAGAAUCAAAGAACUGAGAAAAGAAGACUCUGAAAACUACAAGUUCAGGUUCAUAACAAACAUAAAAUGGGGGAAAUAUAGUGGCGUCCCAGGAGUGACGUUAUCUGUGACAGACCAGGUGAAGGUGUCCUUUCCUUCCUCUACUGAUCCUACCAGGGCAAACAUGACAUGUCGCAGUAUGUGUAGUCUAGCUGGUGGUUUUACCUACAUCUGGUUCAGGAAUGGACAGUAUGUAGAACAGGGGAUCUACUACAAAGGCAACAUUAGUUCUGAAGACAACUAUUCAUGUGCUGUUGAAGGAUACAAACAACUCCGCUCUCCUUUAGUGUACGCUCCAAAGACCCCCUCAGUGACCGUGAGUCCCUCUGGUGAAAUAGAGGAGGGCAGCUCAGUGACUCUGAGCUGCACCAGUGAUGCCAACCCAGCAGCUAACUACACCUGGUUCAAGGACCAUGAUGACUCAGUGGGACAAUCAGGACAGAACUACACCAUCACUAAUAUCACAUCUGAACUGGGAGGAAACUAUUACUGCCAAGCUCAUAAUGCAAUUGGACGUCGUAAUUCCACCUCUUUGUUAAUUAAUGCGACAGGUAAUUGUUUUAAAACACACACACACACACACACACACACACACACACACACACACACACACACACACACACACACACACACACACACACACACACACACACACACACACACACACACACACACACACACACACACACACACACACUUUGCCACUGAAAAAAUACAAGGGCCUCCAGAGAAGCAUCGGGCCUGGGGGAGGCACCAGAGAAGCUCCGGCCCUUCAGCACAGAGAGAACCAAUAGAGCCCCCUGGAACUGCCUUGUCCAAUCGGAUCAAACAGAAGGUCCUGUACUCUGUGGUCAACUGUAAAAGACGCAACGCUGUGGCUGAGUAA
Gadus macrocephalus (Pacific cod) is the source of this 1401-nucleotide messenger RNA. Its product is annotated as sialoadhesin-like. NCBI's taxonomy places the organism in Eukaryota, Metazoa, Chordata, Actinopteri, Gadiformes, Gadidae. The transcript is spliced from 6 exons. The record is from RefSeq and is a predicted model, not a curated record. Bases 151 to 1401 code for a protein of 416 amino acids.